Messenger RNA from Anopheles bellator, 3847 nucleotides. It is a transcript of the gene FER, whose product is annotated as tyrosine-protein kinase Fer. Gene Ontology annotation, molecular function: non-membrane spanning protein tyrosine kinase activity; ATP binding. NCBI's taxonomy places the organism in Eukaryota, Metazoa, Arthropoda, Insecta, Diptera, Culicidae. Gene Ontology annotation, biological process: peptidyl-tyrosine phosphorylation. Bases 38 to 2485 code for a protein of 815 amino acids. The transcript has 9 exons. The record is from RefSeq and is a predicted model, not a curated record.
GGUCGCGGUCCCUACGGUUCGCUCCAACCGUCGAACCAUGGGCUUCUCGUCCGCUCUACAAGGCCGAGCGGCGCACGAUGCGCUGCUCAAUCGGCAGGAAGCGGAACUGAAGCUGUUGGAAACGAUGAAACGGUGUCUGGCGCAAAAGGCAAAGUGCGAUCGAGAGUAUGCCGUGUCCCUGGUGGCCGUCACACAGCAAGGGUUGAAGAUUGACCGCUCCGAUGAUCUGCAAGGAAGCCAUAUAAUGCGCGCGUGGCGUAGCUUUAUGGAGGAACUAGAGCACACGGCCAAACAAAUUCGGACCAACGCAGAGCAGCUGGAAACGGUAUGCCACGAGAAGCUGACCAGCCUUUACCAGGAGAAGCGCCGCGUUCGGAAGCAGUACCAGGAGGAGCACACCAAAAUCGCCACCCAGUUUAGCCAUCUCACAGAGGACGUUGCCCGAAAGAAAAGCGAAUAUCAGAAACAUUUAGACUACUAUAAGCUGCUUCGAGGUCGCUUCGAGGAACAUAUCAAGUCCGGCAGAUCCGGGCGUAAACUGGACGAUGUCAUCGACAAGUACCAGAAAGCCUGCCGGAAGCUACACCAGGCACACAACGAGUACGUCCUGCUCAUCACCGAGGCGGUCGAGGUGGAGAAAGACUUCCGGACGAUUCUGCUGCCCGGCUUACUCGAAAAUCAGCAGUCCCUCCAGGAGGGCUUCAUUCAGGCAUGGAGCAACCUGCUGAUGGAGAUCGCCAAACUAAGCGACACCACGUCCGAUAAGUACGCCGACAUUCAGCUGCGCAUUGAGUCGAGCAUAGCGAACAUCAACUCAACCGAGGAGUACCGGGAUUUCACGGAGAAACAUAAAACCUCACCGACCGCCCCGGUCGUCUUUCAGUUCGACGAAAGUCUCGUCGAGGACAGUCUGGGCAAACUGCAAGCCAACACGCUGACGGUGGACAACCUGACGGUCGAUUGGCUGCGCAGCCGGCAGACCGAGCUCGAAGGUACGAUCAAGGAGCUGCAGGAGCGCCAAAACAAACUGUUUGCCGAACCGAACGGUACCGGGAGCGGUGCAUCCGGUUCACCCGCCGCCAGCCCUGUCGGUUCGCCGGCCACCAAACCCUCUACACCGAUUCUAAAUGGCACCCAAAACGGAACCCCAGGGAAGGACCAGACCAGCAAUAAAUCGUCGAAGGAACUGAGCAACCUGCGGUGCCAAGAACGUCAGACGGUGAAGCUGGUCGAUAUGAUCCGGGCAGCGUUGAAUGAGGUCGGUUGCGAGGAGCUACCAUCCGGUUGUGACGACCUGUCGGUAGAACACCUUAUCGAGAACAAAAAGUCUGUCAGUCAAGACCUUUCGAUGACGCUGUCCACGAAUCGUCCGUUGCACGAAGAGGAAUGGUUUCACGGUGUACUACCCCGGGAGGAAGUAGUUCGAUUGCUUCGAAAUGAAGGCGACUUUCUGGUACGAGAGACUACACGCAACGACGAAAGCCAAACCGUACUCAGUGUCUGCUGGAACGGACACAAACACUUUAUUGUACAGACAACAGCGGAAGGACACUAUCGCUUCGAAGGACCGGCGUUCCCGAGCAUACAGGAGCUGAUCGUGCACCAGUAUCAAUCAGAGCUGCCAGUGACGGGUCGUUCAGGUGCAGUAUUGCGUAAGCCGGUACUACGCGAGCGCUGGGAGCUCAGCAACGAUGACGUGAUUCUGCUGGACAAGAUCGGUCGCGGGAACUUCGGCGACGUGUACAAAGCGAAACUUAAGUCAUCUAAAAACACGUUGGUUGCGGUAAAAACGUGCCGAAUGACGCUGCCGGAGGAACAAAAGCGUAAAUUUCUUCAAGAGGGUCGCAUAUUGAAGCAGUACGAUCAUCCCAACAUAGUCAAGCUGAUCGGUAUUUGCGUGCAGAAACAACCGAUCAUGAUUGUCAUGGAACUGGUGGCCGGAGGUUCACUGUUGAUGUUCUUGCGCAAAAAUGCCACCACGCUCGGCCAACGGCAGCUAAUGGGAAUGUGCCGAGAUGCAGCAGCCGGCAUGAGGUACUUGGAAUCGAAGAACUGCAUACACCGAGAUCUUGCCGCUCGAAACUGUCUGAUAGGGAGCGAGAAUAUAGUAAAAAUUUCCGACUUUGGAAUGUCUCGCGAGGAAGAAGAAUACAUCGUAUCCGGUGGCAUGAAGCAAAUCCCGAUCAAGUGGACCGCACCGGAGGCACUGAAUUUUGGCAAAUACACAUCGUUAUGCGAUGUCUGGUCGUACGGAAUUCUAGUAUGGGAAAUUUUCAGUCGCGGCGACACGCCCUACUCGGGCAUGAGCAACUCGAUGGCACGCGAGCGAAUCGACGAAGGCUACCGGAUGCCUGCGCCGGAAGGUGCUCCGCCCGAGAUGUACCGUCUCAUGCUGAAGUGCUGGAUGUACGAACCGGAAAGUCGACCACACUUUGACGAAAUCUAUAGCGUGGUCGAUGCACUGUUGCUUUGCCCCAAGGACUGACCGAUGGCAUGCGGUGGUGGACGACCGUGGACGAAAGAGGACUCCGUUGUCGGAUGGUCGGCAACUAACAAACUGUGGAAUACGAUAUUACAGCGAUUGUUCAAUGCUGCCAACUUUUAAUCAGGUCCAAGUGGAGCUUCUAUCCAGGCCAUCCCCGGCUUCCUUACUAUUUGUUCCUCAUAUUUGCCACUUUGCGAAACAAAACAAAAAAAUAGUUUGAAAAGUAAGUGAACAAUAUCAAAACCAAAUGGCUUCAACAAGGCAUUCUACACAGAAGAAGUAAUCAAAAGCACAAAACUAACGAUAAAAACAAUAUGAACAUUUGGCAUCAUAUCGAAAAUCAAAGAGAGGAAAACGAAACCUAAGUAAAAACGGUGGGGAUUGUAACGUGUUGCAAAAAGUGCUUCCAUAAGCGUGACAGAGCUAAUGUAGCAAAGUAAACAGGAAAGAGGGCAACGGAGAAGAUGAUUAAACAUUAAGUUGAUACCUAGAAAAUUGCGUCGACAGCCGUGGGCUGUUAAAUUGUAAAAUAACUAUGCAGACAGAGAACUGCAUAAGUAUAACUAUUUAGAGACAGCAAUAGGUAUUAGAAUUGAGCGAACGUCCGGAAAAGCGAAUGAUUGCGUUGGCAAAUGAAACGGAUGAAUGAAGUGCACUUCGUAUGACCGCGCCAACGAUGCAAAGGAACUUGAAGAACACAGUGAAUAACUCGGUUUAAGGGAUUUAUAUGGGGUAAUGCAUAUGCACGCAUAUGCACUAAAUGUGUGAUAGAUAUUAGGUCGACAAGAUGGUAGUGAGCGGGAAAUGAAUGCUGGGAUUGCGAUAGAAGGAAGCACUUUAUGCAAUCGUAUGAUAAGACAACCAACUCUUUCUCCUCGAAACAUAUUCUCAAUCAAAUGUUUGUGCUUCAACAAAGAGUGGAUUUACUGUGACUGUAUUUAUUUUGUAUUGUUUUGACACUGUAUAAACUUUAGAGCAGAAUGAUCAAAUGGACUCUUGCUACGCUCCAACAACAGUUGUGCUGUGUGCCAUCGGACGCCGAGAAGUAGAAACACAAACCAGGUUCACUAAAUUUUACUUACUUCCAAAAUGGCGAACGAACAGGGAUACGCGUGAUCGCAACGGUUAACAUGAAGGUUUCUUGUUCUCUAAUUUUACAAAAAAAUAGAAGGCAGCUUAGCUUUUAAACAAUUACAUAUAAGCGUACGAUACACAACAAAUUAUCCAUUGAUCUGCCUAGUUUAUACGCACAAAAUCAUACUUGCAUAAAAAAGUAACGCUGUUUUGCCAAACAGUAGACCACAUUUCUGCCUGCCGACUCUUAUACACCGGGUGCCGAACUAGCCGAACUAGCUAGGAACA